Messenger RNA from Paramuricea clavata, 156 nucleotides. Lineage: Eukaryota; Metazoa; Cnidaria; Anthozoa; Malacalcyonacea; Plexauridae. The record is from the annotation of a GenBank genome assembly.
CUUGAAAUCUUCAAACAAAUCCGUGAUACAGCGGCAAUAUACCACAACUAUCUCCUCAAGCUUCAAUCUCCUGCACCGGUACCCAAGAAACAAAAAGACUUACAAUUCAAAAUAACACAUUCGCUUCAAAUGACGUAUCGAACUGUUGAAGGGCUG